CACCAUGGCCUCUGGAUACACCAUGAUGGACCCCAUCUGUCUGGUGGAAAAUCAGAAUAAUCAGCUGACAGUAAACCCAACAGCACUGGAGAUUCUAGACAAGAUGUCUCAGCCUGUGGUGGUGGUGGCCAUCGCAGGUCUGUAUCGGACAGGAAAAUCCUACCUGAUGAACCGCCUGGCAGGACAGAACCAUGGAUUCUGUCCAGGCUCCACAGUGUGGUCUGAAACCAUGGGCAUCUGGAAGUGGUGUGUACCCCACCCCUUGAAGCCCAACCACGCUCUGGUCCUUCUGUAUAUUGAGGGCCUGGGUGAUGUGGAAAAGGGUUAUUCAAAAAAUGACUCAUGGAUCUUUGCCCUGGCCGUGCUUCUGAGCAGCAUGUUUGUCUACAACAGCAUGGGCACCAUCAACCACCAUACCCUGGAGCAGCUGCACUAUGUGACUGAACUAACAAAGCUCAUCAGGGCAAAAUCCUCUCCCAGCUCUGGUGAAGUAGGUGAUUCAGCCAUGUUUUUGAGUUUCUUUCCAGACUUUGUUUGGGUUGUACGGAAUUUCACACUGGACCUGAAGUUAGAUGGAUGCACCAUCAGUGAAGAUGAGUACCUGGAGAAUGCCUUGAAGUUCCAGGUAUCAGAGGAUGGUCUGGGUGGUCUGGGGACUCUGGCAAAGGCAGAUGUGGAUACCAUCAACAGUGGAGCAGUGCCUUGUUUGGAAAAUGCAGUGAUAACUCUGGCUGAGCGUGAGAACUCAGUGGCUGUGGAGAAGGCAGCCGACCACUACAGUGAGCAGAUGGCCCAGAGAGUGAGCUUCCCCACACACAUGCUGCAGGAGCUGCUGGACCUGCAUGCAGCCUGUGAGAAAGAAACCAUUGCAAUCUUCAUGGAGCACUCCUUCAAGGAUGACAACCAAGUGUUCCAGACGAAGCUUAUGGGCAUCAUAAAGAAAAAGAAGGAAAAUUUCUUGCUGAAGAAUGAAGAGGAAUCUCUCAAAUAUUGCCAGGCUCAGCUUACACAGCUUUCAAAGCCACUGAUGGAAGGCAUUUUGAGAGGAACUUUCUCUGUACCUGGAGGAUACAUUCUCUACUCAGGGGAAAUGAACAAGAUUGAACAGUCCUAUGAAUUGGUGCCCAGGAAGGAGUGA
This is a messenger RNA of Myotis lucifugus (little brown bat), 1138 nucleotides long. Its product is annotated as guanylate-binding protein 6-like. Gene Ontology annotation, biological process: defense response to Gram-positive bacterium; defense response to protozoan. Gene Ontology annotation, molecular function: GTPase activity; GTP binding. The record is from RefSeq and is a predicted model, not a curated record. The transcript is spliced from 6 exons. The coding region runs from base 5 to 1138 and encodes 377 amino acids. NCBI's taxonomy places the organism in Eukaryota, Metazoa, Chordata, Mammalia, Chiroptera, Vespertilionidae.